This is a messenger RNA of Chara braunii, 1027 nucleotides long. The record is from the annotation of a GenBank genome assembly. NCBI's taxonomy places the organism in Eukaryota, Viridiplantae, Streptophyta, Charophyceae, Charales, Characeae.
UGACGGGAGAGAGGGAGACAAGGGAGGGGGUUGAAGGGAGGAGAGAACGGUGUGGGCGUGUCAUGGCGGAUUACUAUGAUGUUGAGGCAAUCCUGGCAGAGGACGAGCGAGUACCCGUGACCUUCACAACAGGAGCGACAGGGGUCGGCCGUGCUUUGGAUCCAAGCUGUGAUGACAAUGAUCUCAAGAGAGGAACGAAAGUUGAUCUACCUUUCUGGAUGACGCCCAUGCUCGCUGCCAGAAAUAUGAUAACAGUGGGAAUUCCAGCUUGCUUCGAUAACAGGGUCCGUAAGGAGGUACAAGCAGACGCAGGAUGUGUAGAUAUGCGACAGCGAUGUUCGUAUUUUUAUGAUCUGGGAUCAAGAUUGACGAAUAUGGUGCGGGAUCCGACACUCGGCCAGUUCAUUCUUUUGGCAUUCGGGGCACGGUAUAAGGAGCUUCUCUGCAAGGCACACAACGCUUCCGACGAAGAAGUCACCCGGUGCAUGAAGACACUUUCUCAAGAAGAAUUAGAUGUGUUUCAAGCGGGCAGAGAUUCCAUGCUGGAGUUCAACCGAUGGAGGGCUCGAACCCAUGCCAAGUUGGAGAUGGCUCCGAUUCUUGGACGGAAGCGGAAGAGAACAGCCCUCAGCUCAUUCUGAAAAGCAGGCGGCCACAGCUUGACCUGCCUUCGACUUACAGGAGUUUCCUUUUCAACCCUUUUGUUUUGUAGGAACGCAGUAGAUCGAAAUCGAAUCCAGUUCCUCCGCUUUCCUUUGUUUGGCAAGAGGAGCGGCGAAUGUUUGUAUUUGUGCACGCACUCCCAAGCUUUCGUGACCUUUUUCAUGCACACGCUGAUUUGUCUGCAGGCAUCAGGCAACUGUUUUUGGAACCGUGUUUGUUUGUAUUCGAGCAGCGGACAGGAUCAUAACUUUGCGUCCAGGUGGUGCGUAUCGAUUCAGCUGUUUGCGUUAAUUCGCUGAUUUGUCUGCAAGCAUUGGGCCGAGGACUUCAACACUUGUCUUUCGGAGUAUAGCAAUACGGGCAA